AUGAUUGCAAAUGAAGGUCAGGCGUGGAGCCUGAGGUCUAAAGAAAGAGCUGUCCAAGAAAACCACACAAGAUGUGAGAUUGGAGCAGUGGGUUGGAGUAGAUCUGGUCUGAAGAAGAUCUGUGAGGUCAAGGGAACUCACAUCAAUCUUAGAAGAGGAGCAGAAGAACUUUAUCAGCUUGUGGGAAAGCUGAAAUACUUGUGGAAGGAGUUGGGUGUCUUGAGAACAAGGGCAUCAGACCCGGAGAUGAUACAAAAGAGGAUGGAGCAAGAUGUAGUCUUGAGUCUUCUAGUCAGUUUAAACUCAUCUUAUGGUCAGCUGAUUAUGCAAGUGAUCAAAGGUGAAGAGCAAGCAGAUGUGGAUGGGUUGUGUGAUCUGAUUCAAGCCGCUUAUGAGGUUCAUGAGAAGAACAAGAAGCGGAUCAAGAGGAGGAAUGGUAAAAAGUGUAAGAGGGCAAGCCUGAGGAGGUUGUCCAAGAUAUGGAUCCGAGGAAGAAAGACUAGGAUGAAGAGGAGACAACUUGAGGUGGAACUGAAAGUGAUCAAGGAGAUUCAGCAACUGAUGGUAGUGGGAGAAUGCUCCUACUCAGCAUACAUGGGAGAAACAUUCUUAUUAUCAUCAAUCUGUGGUUGUUCAAUCUUUUCAUCACUUGUUGAAUCUGAUCGGUUUGUUAGAAGAGUCGAAGCAUUUAGAAUCAAAUCUGAUCCGUGUUGCUCAAGUACUAUGGCGCAUGAAUCUGAGGAAGAUGAAGGAGUUAGUCUCGAACAUAAGGCCUUGCUUGAAGCCUUGACUUGCAGGAUGAACACAAUGAUGGAAACUAGAUUGGAACCUAGUCGUGCAUCAAGAAGGAACCGACGAGGCCAAGCUCGACAGGAACAUGCUGGCUCAGAGGAGACUGAUAAUGAAUAUGAAAGGGAUCGGCAUAGCUCAGUCUCUAGGCACAGCAGCCGCAGCAGCCGUAGACACAGACGAGAGCAUCGCCCACGCAAUGAACUGGCUGGUUUGAAACUGAAGAUACCUCCUUUCCAUGGCAAAGGUGAUCCAGAUGCUUAUCUUGAGUGGGAGAAGAAGAUUGAACUUGUCUUCAACUGUCAGCACUACACAGAGAUUAAAAAGAUUCAAGUUGCUGCCACUGAGUUCUAUGAUUAUGCUUUGAGCUGGUGGGAUCAGUUGGUCACAAACAGAAGGCGCAAUGGUGAGCUCCCAAUUGAGACAUGGGCAGAAAUGAAAGCUGUCAUGCGCAAGAGGUUUGUUCCAAGCCAUUACCAUCGUGAUCUUCAUCAGAAACUAAGAAAGCUCACCCAAGGGACACGGUCUGUAGAAGAAUAUUUCCAAGAGAUGGAGUUGCUGAUGUUGAGAGCUUGCAUAUCUGAAGAUAGAGAGGCUACUAUGGCUCGAUUCCUUGGAGGGCUUAACCGUGAGAUUCAAGACAGUGUAGAGUUGCAGCACUAUGUAGAGAUGGAAGAAAUGCUACACAAAGCUAUCCUUGUGGAGCAACAAGUAAAGAGAAAUGGGCACUCUCGGGGCAACUAUGGAACUAAGUAUCAAGGUGCUAAGGACGAUAAGCCAAUCCACCAGAAAGAGAGCAAACCAUAUCAGAAGGAAGAAGACAAAUCUACUAGUUCUUUCAGCAAGGAAAAAGGCAAAGUAGAUGCUUCUACUACGAGAUCAAGAGAUGUUAAGUGUUUUAAGUGUCAAGGAAGAGGACACUAUGCUAAUGAGUGCACCAACAAACGUGUGAUGAUCCUUCUUGAGAAUGAAGACUAUGAAUCUGCUGAUGAGGAGACAGAGGCAGAAGAAGAUCACAGCUCAGAAGAAGUAUAUGUUGCCAACCCGGUUACUGGAAGGUUGUUAGUUGCUAGAAGAACCUUGAGCCUUCAAAGCAAGACCGAGGAAAUGGAGCAAAGAGAGAAUCUCUUCUAUACUAGAUGUCUAGUGCAAGGAAAGGUCUGUAGUCUUAUUGUAGAUGGAGGCAGUUGUGUCAACGUUGCGAGUGAGACUAUGGUUAAAAAGUUGGGUUUGAAGGUCCAAAAGCAUCCUAAACCGUAUAGACUACAAUGGCUCAAUGAAGAGGGCGAGAUGAGAGUUUCUACUCAGUUUAUGGUUCCCUUAGCCAUUGGUAAAUAUGAAGAUGAGAUUCUAUGUGAUGUGUUGCCUAUGGAAGCUGGACACAUUCUCCUUGGAAGACCGUGGCAAUCAGAUAGACGUGUGAUACAUGAUGGGUAUGCCAACAAGCACACCUUUGAGUUUAAAGGGAGAAAGACAGUCCUUGUGCCUAUGACUCCUAAGGAAGUUCAGGCUGAUCAACUCCAACUACAAAAGAAGAAAGAGAUUGACCUUCCCGCUGAAUCAACAAAGCAACUAAACUUCUAUGCCAAGUCUGGUGAUGUUAAAAGAUCUCUCUGCUCUAACCUACCUAUUUUGUUGCUUAUCUAUAAGGAAUCACUCUUGACUACUACUGAUAUUGCACCGGAGUAUCCGAGUGAGCUUGUUUCUAUUUUACAGGAAUAUCAAGAUGUUUUUCCAGAAGAUAGUCCCAAUGGACUACCACCAGUGCGAGGGAUUGAGCACCAAAUCGACUUUGUGCCUGGUUCUACACUUCCCAAUAGGCCAGCAUACAGAACCAAUCCGGUUGAGACCAAAGAGCUACAAAGACAAGUGGAGGAACUGAUGGAGAAAGGGCAUAUCCGAGAGAGCAUGAGUCCAUGUGCUGUUCCAGUACUCCUUGUGCCCAAGAAAGAUGGAAGCUGGCGCAAGUGUGUUGAUUGUAGAGCAAUCAACAAUAUAACAGUGAAGUAUCGCCAUCCUAUUCCUAGAUUAGAUGAUAUGCUUGAUGAAUUACAUGGUUCUUGCAUCUUUUCUAAGAUAGAUUUAAAGAGUGGAUAUCAUCAGAUUAGGAUGAAAGAAGGAGAUGAGUGGAAAACUGCCUUUAAAACUAAGCAUGGGUUAUAUGAGUGGUUAGUUAUGCCUUUUGGAUUGACCAAUGCUCCGAGUACUUUCAUGAGACUGAUGAACCAUGUGCUUAGGUCUUUUAUAGGGUUGUUUGUGGUAGUUUACUUUGAUGAUAUCCUAAUCUACAGUCAGAGUCUAGAGGAGCAUAUAGAUCAUCUUAAGACUGUUCUUGAUGUGUUGAGGAAAGAAAAGCUUUAUGCUAAUCUUAAGAAAUGUACAUUCUGCACAGAUAACUUGGUCUUUUUAGGUUUUAUUGUGGGUGCAGAUGGGGUUAAAGUUGAUCCAGAGAAAGUAAGGGCUAUACAAGAGUGGCCAAUUCCUAAGACAGUGAGUGAAGUAAGGAGCUUCCAUGGACUUGCUGGCUUCUAUAGGCGUUUUGUGAAAGACUUCAGCACCAUAGCAUCUCCCUUGACUAAAGUAAUCAAGAAAGAAGUCGGAUUCAAGUGGGAAGAGGCACAAGAACUUGCUUUCCAAUGCCUUAAAGAGAAGCUUACUCAUGCCCCUCUUCUUAUACUUCCUGACUUUCAUAAAACUUUUGAAAUAGAAUGUGAUGCCUCAGGAAUUGGAAUUGGUGCUGUGUUGAUGCAGGAGAAGAGGCCCAUUGCAUACUUCAGUGAGAAGCUUGGAGGAGCUACCCUCAACUAUGCAACUUAUGACAAGGAGCUGUAUGCCUUGGUGAGAGCCUUGCAGACUUGGCAGCACUAUCUCUGGCCUAAAGAGUUUGUCAUACACACAGAUCAUGAGUCUCUCAAAUACCUCAAAGGACAAAACAAGCUCAGCAAGAGACACGCAAGGUGGGUUGAGUUCAUUGAGACGUUUCCUUAUGUCAUCAAGUAUAAACAAGAUAAGGAAAACAUAGUCGCUGAUGCACUAUCCAGAAGGUAUGUUCUCUUGAACACUCUUGAUGCUAAGCUGUUAGGAUUUGAGCAGAUUAAAAGUAUGUAUGAGAAUGAUCCUGAUUUUAAAGAUGCUUACAACUCUUGUGAGAAAUUUGCUGAAGGACAUUACUUUAGACAUGAUGGUUUUCUCUUUUAUGAUAAUCGAUUGUGUGUGCCUAACUGUUCUUUGAGAGACUUGUUUGUUAGGGAAUCUCAUGGAGGAAGUCUCAUGGGUCACUUUGGUAUUGCAAAGACUCUUAAAACUUUGCAGGAUCAUUUCUUUUGGCCUCGAAUGAAAAGAGCUGUGUGGGUAAAAGGUGAAGCUGCUAGUGUUCACUCAAGACAGUUACCUCAAGAGAAAGUUAUUGAAGUCUAA
Brassica napus (rape) is the source of this 4206-nucleotide messenger RNA. RefSeq lists its product as uncharacterized. Gene Ontology annotation, molecular function: zinc ion binding; nucleic acid binding. The transcript is spliced from 5 exons. The record is from RefSeq and is a predicted model, not a curated record. Bases 1 to 4206 code for a protein of 1401 amino acids. Lineage: Eukaryota; Viridiplantae; Streptophyta; Magnoliopsida; Brassicales; Brassicaceae.